AUGUCUCACGCCAUGUCGGACGAUCAGGUGGCCGGUGAACUCAAGAAGAUGACUGCCUUCAUUCGCCAAGAAGCCCUCGAGAAAGCCAAAGAAAUCGAGAUCAAGGCCGACGAAGAGUUUGCAAUUGAGAAAUCAAAGCUCGUCCGCCAAGAAACAUCGUCAAUUGACUCACAGUACGCCAAAAAACACAAGCAGGCAUCCAUGUCGCAGCAAAUCACCCGCUCAACCCUUGCCAAUAAGACGCGCAUAAAGGUGCUCUCUGCGAGACAAGAGUUGCUCGAUGAGCUGUUCGAGAAGGCGAGAGACAAGCUGGCAAGUUACAGCGAAGAUAAGGGAAAAUACGAGGGCAUGUGCAGGGGGCUGAUCCUGGAGGGAUUGUACGCCUUGAAUGAAGACAAGGUGACAGUGAGAGCAAGGAAGGUCGACUACGAUAUUGUGAAGAAGGCGAUCAACGGCGCGAAGAAGGAGUAUAAGGAGAACCUGGAGAAGGAUGUCAACGUUGAGCUGGAUGAGAAGAAUCCGCAGCCGGAAGGAUCGCCGGGAGGUGUUUCGAUCGUGGGCGGAGGUGGUAAGAUCGAUAUCAACAACACUCUCGAUGAACGCCUAAAGCUACUGGAGACCGAUGCAUUACCCAUGGUCCGGACAGUUCUGUUCGGUAAGAAUGAGAACCGUAGGUUUUACGAUUGA
This is a messenger RNA of Letharia columbiana, 687 nucleotides long. RefSeq lists its product as uncharacterized. Gene Ontology annotation, cellular component: proton-transporting two-sector ATPase complex, catalytic domain. Gene Ontology annotation, molecular function: proton-transporting ATPase activity, rotational mechanism. Lineage: Eukaryota; Fungi; Ascomycota; Lecanoromycetes; Lecanorales; Parmeliaceae. Gene Ontology annotation, biological process: proton transmembrane transport. The record is from RefSeq and is a predicted model, not a curated record. Bases 1 to 687 code for a protein of 228 amino acids. The transcript has 3 exons.